Lontra canadensis (Northern American river otter) is the source of this 723-nucleotide messenger RNA. RefSeq names its product transmembrane emp24 domain-containing protein 2-like. Lineage: Eukaryota; Metazoa; Chordata; Mammalia; Carnivora; Mustelidae. Gene Ontology annotation, biological process: intracellular protein transport; endoplasmic reticulum to Golgi vesicle-mediated transport; Golgi organization. Gene Ontology annotation, cellular component: endoplasmic reticulum-Golgi intermediate compartment; COPII-coated ER to Golgi transport vesicle; endoplasmic reticulum. The record is from RefSeq and is a predicted model, not a curated record.
CCCAGUCCAGGUCCUGGCUUUGGCCCCAUUCACACCAUGGUUAUGCUCACUGAGCUGCUGGUGCUCCUGGCCACCCUUCUGGCUACCCUUCUGGUCACAGCCAUGGGCUACUUUGCCGGGAUCCACAGGCAUGAAGAGGAGUGCUUCUUGGAGCAGGUAAAUUUGGGCACCACGGUGGGCCUCCUCUUCGAGACGGUGGAUGGCGGCUUCCUAGAUAUCGAUGUGGGGAAGACAGGGCCUGAUAAUAGAAGAGUUUAUAAAGGAGACCGAGAGUCCAGUGGAAAAUACACAUUUACUGCUGGCAUGGAUGGAACACUUUGGUUUUGUUUUAGCAACAGGAUGUCUACCAUGACUCCAAAGACAGUGAUGUUCUCCAUUGAUAUCGGGGAGGACCCCGAAGGACAAGACAUUGAAAUAGAAGCUCACCAGGCCAAGCUGGAAGACAUGAUUAAUGAGCGAGCAGGGAUGAUGGUGGCUGUCGAGCAUGAACAGGCAUCCAUGGAAGAUCAGGAGGGGGUGCGUGGAGAGAUCAACGAUGACCCAAGCAGCAGAGUGGUCCCUGGGUCCUUCACUGAAGCUCUUAUUCUAGUUGCUGUGAGACUGGGACCAAUCUACUACCUGAAGAAAUUUUUGAAGUCUGGAGGGUUGUUUAAAGAGCCUUUUUUGGAUGAUCUUAAAAUCAUAAUUCACUGUUUACCAAACAUCUUGGUCAUGCUAAUGUAA